AUGAAGAAACUUGGCUUAAAGAAAUCCAGUGACGGAGACGAAGAAUCCAAGCGCCGGGCGCUCUUUGGCUCCAAGAACAGAGACAAGAGUCCCGCCCCUCAAGCCAACCCAUAUGCCCAGCCGAUUCCUACAGAUCCCUAUACCAGAGCGAAGAUCAAUGCUGGAGUUGCUCCUCCCCCGCCCGGUUACGAUCAAGCGAAUGGCGGUGGUCCGAAUGGCGGCGCUGGUGAUGUGAAGAGCCCUCCCGGUGCGACCGGUGGUUAUGCACCUAAUCGCUACGGAAACCAGGGAUAUGGGGCAGACAGAUAUGGUAGUGGUGGCAGCGGUGCUGGCUCCGGUUCGCGUUACGGCCCUGGUGGCUACGGCGGACUGGGAGGAGACCCGAAUGUCCCUGAGGACGCCGAUCGAGAAGCGCUCUUUGGGGGUGCACGUGAGAGACUCCAGCAGCAACAACAGAAUGGCCCGCCUCCGCCGUACAGUGCAACUGGUGCCAGUGGUGGAUAUGGAGACGGGGAUGUGCCCUCGACGACGGCCACCUACCAAGAGAGGAAUCUCACGGCCGAGGAAGAAGAGGAAGAAGAAGUGCAAGCGAUCAAGCAAGAAAUCCGAAUGAUCAAGCAGGGGGACGUUGCUUCCACCCGGAACGCACUGCGGGCUGCCGCUCAGGCCGAAGAGACUGGCCGCAACACUCUGGCCCGCCUGGGCGCCCAAGGCGAGCGGAUUCACGACACCGAGCGGGCUCUCGAUAUUGCUGCGAGUCAGAACCGCAUCGCUGAGGAGAAAGCUCGAGAACUGAAGACGCUUAACCGGAGCAUGUUCGCCGUGCACGUCUCCAACCCAUUCACGAAGAACCAGCGACGACGGGAGCGGGACGAACAGAUCCUCCAGACGCACCGGGAAGAACGAGCAACACGGGAGGGAACCCGGCAGGAGGCGUACCAGACCAACCUGCGGAUGGAGCGGACAUUCCGCGAGAUCGAACGGGAGGCGAACAAGGCGGCGCCGAAGACGAAGAAGAACCUGAGCGAGCGGGCCAAGUACCAGUUCGAGGCCGACAGCGAGGACGAGAGGAUGGAGGACGAGAUCGAGCAGAACCUGGAUCUGUUGGCGGGGGCGGCCAGCCGGCUGAACGGCCUCGCUCGAGCGACGGCACGGGAGCUGGACGAGCAGAACCGCCAUCUGGAGCGUAUCAUGGAGAAGGGUGAACUCCACUGCCUUCGUCCCUUUUUAGAGCAUGUCACACCUGCAGGAUGUCUUCACCGCAACCAUAAGCGUCAUCUGGUGAAGCGACUGUCAGUACUGGUUUGGAAGUUUUUGUAUAAAUCAUGGAAUCAUACUGCAUAUUGCAAUCCCCCAAAGCUCAAACCAAGCAUAUCAUUAGUAGUCGAUUCCUUCGUGGAGUCAUACCGCAGGUCCAACCACGAAGUUUCCUGUCAAAGAAAUAUGAAAGGAGCAACUGAAAACAAUAUGUCUCGUUCAGCCGGAGAGCUAGCUCCUUCGAAGGGUGAUCACCUUUCGUCCCAACUCCCAAACAACCAGGUGAGUCCGUACACCAAUGCAUAUUGA
Rasamsonia emersonii CBS 393.64 is the source of this 1566-nucleotide messenger RNA. RefSeq names its product Plasma membrane SNARE protein (Sec9). NCBI's taxonomy places the organism in Eukaryota, Fungi, Ascomycota, Eurotiomycetes, Eurotiales, Trichocomaceae. Gene Ontology annotation, cellular component: plasma membrane; SNARE complex. The record is from RefSeq and is a predicted model, not a curated record. Gene Ontology annotation, molecular function: SNAP receptor activity; syntaxin binding. The coding region runs from base 1 to 1566 and encodes 521 amino acids. The transcript has 8 exons. Gene Ontology annotation, biological process: exocytosis; vesicle fusion.